Molecule: messenger RNA, 2204 nt
Organism: Polychytrium aggregatum
Lineage: Eukaryota; Fungi; Chytridiomycota; Chytridiomycetes; Polychytriales
Exons: 1
Coding region: 409-2190 (593 amino acids)
Source: RefSeq, a predicted model, not a curated record
GCUCCCGUCGUCCACUCCAUUCCACUCCGUUCUAUUCCCGCCGCUGUCGCCGCCGACUCCUCUGCUGCCCUCGGCUUUAUCUUGUUGGUCUAGACUCCUCCCGUGAACCUUGGCCUUCUCGCUUCACCCGUCUGCUCGGCCACACUCCACCCAGCCGACCCAACCCAACCCAACCCAACCGCCCCUUCGUCCGCGCCUUCUUUCCCUUCCGCCUUUCCCUCCCCUUCCCGCCUGCUUGCGCUUUCCAUCCGUGGUCUCAUCUCCUAUCGCCCGUGGUCUCGUCCCUCAUCCCCCGUCGUCUCGUCGCAUAUCGUAUCUGCCCAGCUUCGUAUCCACACCCGCAUCCGCAUCCACAUCCACAUCCACGACCUGCUCCAUUCCCAUCUCUCUCAUCGCCCUAUCGCACUGAUGAGCGAAGCAACGAGUCCCACCCAGAUCCACGCCUCUAAGCUCCUCGCACUGGAGGACUGGCCCAGCAUGGACGAGUUCCUCAUCCAGGACGAGGCCCUCUACCUGCCCUCGGUCCAUUUUGACGGCCUCGAUGUCCCUGCCUCCCCGCAGCCUCUCUUGUCCAUCGAGUCGUCGGCACUGGCCCUUGAUCCCAUGGACAUCCAGCCGCUUGAUUUUUCCGGCGUCGAUGCCUCUGAGCCACCCUCGCUCUUCCCUGCCUCGGAAGACCCUGCUGUCCUGGACGGUGGCUUUGAUCUGGCCAUUGACUUUGCUCCGGCUUCUCCUUCGGCAUCCGGCGCCGCCUUCUCGGGCGCCCAUGCUCACACCCACGCCGAUGUCCAUGCCGGCUCCUAUUCCCUCACCCAUCUCCCCACCAGCACCAUCUUUGACUCGAUCGCCAGCCCUCUGCCAUCGCCCUUCCAUGCCAAAGCCUCGCCCUUCUCCCAGCUCACGCUGCUGGACGUGACCCGGGCCGAGUCCGAUCCUGUGUGCGACUCGCACGACCUGGUUGCCUCCGAGGGUGCUUUCCCGUCGCCUCUCUCGGAGAUUGCCUCGGACAUCAGCAUGGAUGCCCCCGAGCUCUCGCAGAGCCACGUCGAUCUCGGCCUCGGCGGGUCUACUUCGCACGAAGCGCUGCAGAAUCUGGACCAGGUCCAGGAGUUCCUCAAGUCCGUCGAGAAGCACGCCGCCAUCGAUGCCGAGCAGGCCCUCCAGAACUCGCUGGGCAAGAAGAGCCGCCGCAAAUCCCACUCGCGCCAGAACCCGAUUGCCUCGUCGUCCGUCUCUCCGACUUCGCGCCAGAAGACGGCCGAGUACCUGGCCUCCCUCGAAGCCGAGGUCAAGAAGCACCGCGAGGCCUCGGCCAUCCUGAACGAGGCACUCCUCCGAUAUCAGCGAGAAAACCAGCGACUACAAGAUCAGAUCACCAGGCUAAAGUCGCAGUUUGACCACAUCAAGAUCUCCCCGGCUCCGUCGUCGGGCUCGCGCCUGCCUGCAGCCGUGCCGCUGGCUCGCCCCAGCGCCGAGGGCAAUGUUGCCGGCAAAAAAUAUCGAUCCAUGAUGAGCGUCGAGGCUUCUCCCGCCGUCCCCAGCUUGGCUCCCAACAUCGACAUCAGUCGGGCUGCUGCUGCGCCCACGUCCGCCACUAGCACCUCGGCCUCUUCGGCCGAUGCCCAGCGUGCCGACGGCGCUGCUGCGCCCAAGACCUCGGAUUUUAGCGAAGCCGUUUUGCUCCGCCGCAAGAACUUGAACUCGUUGCUCAAGAAGUUCUCCAGCUCGCCCGCGCCGGCCCCCGUGGCCAGCUCCUCGUCCAAGCCGCCGAUGCCGGCGUUCGCAGCCCGCAUGCCUCCCCGCAUCAGCGGCAGCACCCUCGCCCCGACCGAGAACAGGGUCAAGGUCCACUCGGUCAUGAUCAGCGACAACAGCCCCUGGAAGCCCUUUGCGCCCGCCUCUCAGUCAUCGCAGGGCGCAGGCUGCCCCGAAUUUGACUCCCCCUCGGUCGAGUCGCUUUGGAAGCUGAUAUCCCAGCCACAGCCUUUCCGCAAGAGCGUCUCAGCUUUGCCCGUCCUGCCGCCCGCAAGCAGCCAGCGCGACCUGUCAUCGGACCCAUCGGUCCUGAAAUGGAUCGCCAAGAUGUGCUAUGCUGCCCGGGAUGACAAGCAAAAAGCCACGCUGGCCAAGCUGAUACUGUCGAUGCUCAUUCUCAAGGGCGCUAAUGUUUCGAUCGAUAUCGAUGUCUGAGCCGCCCCACAUCU